Myotis lucifugus (little brown bat) is the source of this 6750-nucleotide messenger RNA. RefSeq names its product lysosomal-trafficking regulator. Gene Ontology annotation, biological process: intracellular protein localization. The transcript has 20 exons. Lineage: Eukaryota; Metazoa; Chordata; Mammalia; Chiroptera; Vespertilionidae. Gene Ontology annotation, molecular function: protein kinase binding. Gene Ontology annotation, cellular component: cytosol; membrane. The record is from RefSeq and is a predicted model, not a curated record. The coding region runs from base 637 to 6741 and encodes 2034 amino acids.
CCGACUGCAGCUCCACGGCAAAGGGAUCGGACUGGAUUUGCCAAACUCCCCAUGUGACCCAAGCGUGGCCACCUGCCAAAGAGCCGGCGGGAGGGAGAGAAGGCCACUCGCCUUCCCGGCAACACAGACAUUUCCAAGCCCCGUCCCUGAAUGAAAGAGGCAGCUCAGGGCGUCCGAGGAGCCAUUUCCAGUGAGGAUUUGGCUUUGAUGAGAGCGGCUGUGGAGCCAGAGGGCUGGGUGCAGCGCCUCUUUGGGUAGCUCACCCAUCCUUCCCUGGGGGGCUGUGUCCUGAGGCCCUUGUGGUGCAUGAAGCCACUGCCUUCGCCAUCUGCUCCUGGAUCGUCCUCCCGGGACAUCAGGGAGUGCCGGAGGGUCUGCCUUGGCCGUCUGAUAAGGUCUGGCUGCGUGACUCAACUGUGCGUGUCCUCUAACGCCAGGACAGGGAUCCUGCCCGAGCUCAGCUGAACGGGAGCCAGAACCAAACUGCAGACAAGCGGCCCAGCUUUGCUUCUGGGCGUGGAGACCCGUGGCUGGGCAGGGAACAGAGUAUGUGGCCCAUAGCGAGCCUGCGGUGAACAUCCCUGCAGGGCGACUGCCGCAGAGAAGAGCUCCUGGCUCUCCUGAAGAAGCUUGGUCAUGAGCACCGACAGUAACUCUUUGGCACGUGAAUUUCUGACCGAUGUCAACCGGCUUUGCAAUGCAGUGGUCCAGCAGGUGGAGGCCCGGGAAGAGGAGGAGGAGGAGGAGGAAGAGGAGGAGACACACAUGGCAGCCCUUGGACAGUACCUUGUCCACGGCCGAGGAUUCCUCUUACUGACCAAGCUAAAUUCCACCAUUGACCAGGCGCUGACCUGCAGAGAGGAGCUCCUCACUCUUCUGCUGUCGCUCCUCCCGCUGGUGUGGAAGAUUCCUGUUCAGGAAGAAAGGGCGGCAGAUUUUAAUCUACCGUUCUCAGUUGAUAUAAUCCUGACCAAAGAAAAGAACUCAAGUUCACAAAGAUCUACUCAGGAAAAAUUAUAUUUAGAAGGCAGUGCUCCAUCGGGUCAGGUUUCUGCCAAAGUGAAAAGCAGACGACAGCGUAAAGCCACCCACCCCUGUUCCCUAAGAGAUGCAAGAAAGACGCAGCCCUCCACCUCAGGCUCAGAGGCCGACUCAGACGACAGGAGGCCCCGGCGGCCCCACCAGCUGCAGCCUCUUGUAGCCCAGGCUUCUAAAGAAGGCGCGCCUGCAGCUCACCCCAACCGCUUGUCAACCAGAGAACAGACCCCCCCUGAGACCAUGGCUUCGGGAAGUUUCCAAGAGAUGAUGCCCAGCCAGGAGGCAAACAUGGACAUUUUAAGCGAGCCAGCUGCCUUGUCUAUUAUCAGUCACAUGAGCAAUUCUCCCUUUGACUUAUGCCAUGUUCUGUUAUCUUUAUUAGAGAAAGUCUGUAAGUUUGACAUGAACUUGAAUCAUAAUUCUGCCCUGGCGGCCAGCGUCGUGCCCACGCUGACCGAGUUCCUCGCAGGCUUUGGGGACUGCUGUGACCUCGGCGACAACGCGGAGAGCCAGGUGGUUGCUGCAGGUUGGACUGAAGAGCCAGUGGCCUUGAUCCAACGGAUGCUUUUCCGGACAGUGUUGCAUCUCAUGUCAGUGGAUGUGAGUGCCGCAGGGACGAUGCCGGACAGUCUCAAAAAGAAUUUAACCGAGUUGCUCAGAGCAGCUUUAAAGAUUAGAACUUGCCUGGAAAAGCAGCCUGACCCCUUCGCCCCGAGACAGAAGACGACCCUGCAGGAGGUGCGGGAAGGCUUUGUGUUUUCCCGCUAUCGGCACCGAGCCCUCCUGUUGCCCGAGCUUCUGGAAGGGGUGCUGCAGCUCCUCACCUGCUGCCUCCACAGCGCAGCCUCAAACCCCUUCUUCUUCAGCCAAGCCAUGGACCUGGUUCAGGAGUUCAUCCAGCACCACGGGUUCCACUUGUUCGAGACGGCAGUCCUGCAAACGGAGUGGCUGGUCUUAAGAGACGGCGUCCCUGCCGAGGCCUCGGAACGUCUGCGAGCCCUGAUAAGCGGCGUGCUGAAGAUCAUGAGCACCGUCAAAAAGGUGAAGUCGGAGCAGCUCCACCACUCCAUGUGCACCAGGAAGAGGCACAGGCGCUGUGAAUAUUCCCACUUUAUGCGUCACCACCGAGAUCUCUCGGGGCUCCUGGUCUCGGCUUUUAAAAACCAGGUUUCCAAAAACCCCUUCGAGGAGACCCCGGACGGCGCCGUGCACUACCCCGAGCGGUGCUGCUGCCUGGCCGUGUGCGCGCACCAGUGCCUGCGCCUGCUGCAGCAGGCCUCCCUGAGCAGCACGUGCGUGCAGGUCCUGGCCGGCGUCCAGGACGUGGGGCUGUGCUGCUGCAUGGACCCCAAGUCUGUCAUCGUCCCUUUGCUCCACGCCUUUAAGUUGCCGGCACUGAAGAAUUUCCAGCAGCAGAUAUUGAAUGUCCUAAGCAGACUUAUUUUAGAUCAGUUAGGAGGCGCCGAGAUGCCGCCAAGAAUGAAAAAGGCAGCUUGCAAUAUUUGUACCGUUGACUCUGAUCAACUGGCCAAAUUAGAAGAAACGCUGCAGGGGCCUGCGCGCGACGAGGAGCCUUCCUGGGGUCUGCCCAGCCCCUACAGGUGCCCCGGGAUCCUGCCCAGCAGCGGCUCUGAGGACUCGUUGUGGAGAUGGGAUGCCUUAGAGGCGUAUCAGAAUUUCGUGUUUGAAGAAGGCAGGUUACAUAGUGUGCAGAUCGCAAACCACAUUUGCAGUUUAAUGCAGAAAGGCAAUGUGGUGGUUCGCUGGAAAUUGUAUAAUUACAUCUUCAACCCUGUGCUCCAGAGAGGAGUAGAACUGGCCCAUCACUGCCAGCACCCUGGCGUUCCUCCAGCCCAGACUCACCUGUGUGGCCGUCAGAACCAGUGCUUGCCUCACGAAGUGCUUCAGGUUUAUUUAAAAACGCUGCCGUCCCUACUGAAGUCAAGGGUAAUAAGAGAUUUGUUUUUAAGUUGUAAUGGAGUAAGUCAAAUAAUUGAACUAAAUUACUUAGAUGGUAUCCGAGGUCAUUCCCUAAAAGCAUUUGAAACUCUGAUAAUCAGCCUUGGGGAGCAACAGACAGACUCUUCGAUUCCAGGGAGUGAUGGGCUAGAUGGGGAACCGAAGGAGCCAGCAUCCUUCCAUGCAGGCACCUCUGUCCACAGCCAGCAGGCGUUCUCAGACUCUCCUCAGAGUCUCAGCAAGUUCUACGCCAGCCUCAGAGAAGCCCACCCGAAGAGACGCAAGUCCGCCCCCCACGACGCCCACCUCCACACGAUCAACCUCUUCCUCUGCGUGGCGUUCCUGUGUGUCAGCAAAGAGGCCGACUCCGACGGGGAGUCCGCCAACGAUUCGGAGGACACCUCCGGCUACGACAGCACGGCCAGCGAGCCCCUGCGCCAGGAGCUGCCCUGCCUGCCUCUGGAGAGCCUGGUCUUGCCACCGCCCGAGCGCAUGCACCAGGCGGCCGACAUCUGGUCCAUGUGUCGCUGGAUCUACAUGCUGAGCCCAGCUUUCCAGAAGCAGCUCUGCAGGCUGGGCGGGGUCCGGGUGUGCCAUAAGCUGAUCUUCAUGAUCAUCCAGAGGCUGUUCCGGGGUCCCGACGAGGAGCACGGGAAGAAGGAGGACCAGGAGCCACUGAGAACUGCCCACGUGGAGGUCGCUGUGGAGGAGGACUCGGGCUCUUCGGCUGUGAGAAGCGCCCCCUCCCCAUCCGGCCCGGGCGGUCCAGAGGGGAGUGCUGGCAGUGUAGGUGCAUCAGAGUCACGUGCUGCUUCCACAAACGGGGGUCCGAUUCCCGCUGCUGGAGCUGCUCCUGAGGAAGCAAAGGGGCCUGCAAGUCGAGCAAGUGAUGCCUCACUUCAGAGCAUCCGACUGCUGGAAGCCCUUCUGGCCAUCUGUCUGCACGGCACCAGAGCUAGUCAGCACCGGGCGGAAUUGGAGCCAUCCGGCCAGAACUUGUCUGUGGAAAAUAUAUUGUUUGAAAUGAGGGACCAUCUUUCCCGGUCAAAGGUGAUUGAGACGGAAUUGGCAAAACCUUUAUUCGAUGCCCUGCUCCGAGUUGCGCUGGGGAAUCACGCGGCAGAUUUUGAACACAGUGAUGCUGUGACUGAGAAGAGUCCUCAGUCUGAAGAAGAAUUGUCAUCCCAACCUGGCGAGUUUUCAGAAGAAGCGGAGGAUACUACCUGUUGUGGUUUUAAACUUCUGGUUGAAGAAGAAGGUUAUGAAGCCGAUAGUGAGAGCAAUUCUGAGGACAGUGAAGCCCAGGAUGAUGGGGUAGACGUGAAGCCCGAAGCGGAAGGUUUCAUUGCAUUAAGCAGUCCAAAUGACUUACUUGAAAACCUCACUCAGGGAGAAAUAAUCUAUCCUGAGAUUUGCAUGCUGGAAUUAAAUUUGCUUUCUACUAGUAAAGCCAAAUUUGAUGUGCUUGCCCACGUAUUUGAGAGUUUUUUGAAAAUCAUCAGGCAGAAAGAAAAGAAUAUUUUUCUGCUCAUUCAACAGGGAACUGUGAAAAAUCUUUUAGGAGGGUUCUUGAGUAUUUUAACACAGGCUGAUUCUGAUUUUCAAGCGUGCCAGAGAGGACUGGUGGAUCUGUUGGUAUCUUUGAUGAGCUCAAGAACAUGUUCGGAAGAGCUAACCCUUCUUUUGAGAAUAUUUCUGGAGAAAUCUCCUUGUACAGAAAUUCUUCUCCAGGGUAUUCUGAAAAUUGUCGAAAGUGAUGUUGCUGUGAGCCCUUUACAGUAUCUGACCUUCCCUUUCCUACACACUCUGAAUUUAAGCAAUGGUGUUUCAUCACCAAAGUGUCCUGGGAUUCUCAGCAGUAAGGCCAUGGGCUUGUUGAGAAGAGCACGUGUGUCCUGGAGCAGGAAGGAAGUGGACAGUGACAGCGUCCCCCAGCAGCUGCUGUCCUCCUGGCACGUGGCCCCCGUGCACCUGCCUCUGCUGGGCCAGAACUGCUGGCCACACCUCUCGGAGGGGUUCAGCGUCUCACUGUGGUUCAACGUGGAGUGUGUCCAUGAAGCCGAGAGUUGCUCAGAAAACCGAAGGAAGAUCAGGAAAAGAAAGAAGUCGUCAAGUUUACGAGAUAGUAGUUUUGAUGGAGCAGAGAACGACGGGCCAGAAGGUGCAGAGCACACACAUCCUGGUGAGAGACUCCUAGAGGGAGGCUGCAUUCACCUGGUUUCAUUGGGAUCCAAAGCGCUGAUGAUCCAAGUGUGGGCUGAGCCCCUCACUGGCACCUUCAUCUUUCGCCUGUGUGUGGAUUCAAAUGAUGAUGCAAAAGCUAUUUUACUAGCUCAGGCGGAAUCACUGGAGAAUGUUUUCCUCCCAAGAAAAUGGCAGCAUUUAGUGCUCACCUACUUCCAGCAGCCCCAGGGGAAAAAGAAUCUUCAUGGGGAAAUCUCCAUGUGGGUCUCUGGACAGAGGAAACCUGAUGUUACUUUGGAUUUUAUGCUUCCAAGAAAAACAAGUUUGUCAUCAGAUAGCAAUAAGACAUUCUGCAUGAUCGGCCACAGUUUAUCAUCCCAAGAGGAGUUUUUGCCGUUGGCUGGAAAAUGGCACCUGGGAAAUUUGCUCCUCUUCAACGGGGCUAAGGUUGGUUCCCAAGAGGCCUUCUACCUCUAUGCCUGCGGACCCAGCCACACCUCCAUCAUGCCCUGUAAACACGGCACGCCUGCGAGUGACUACUCCAAAUACAUCAAUAAAGACAUUUUGCAAUGUGACCAAAUCAGAGAGCUUUUUAUGACCAAGAAAGAUGUGGACAUUGGUCUCUUAAUUGAAAGCCUUUCGGUUGUCUACACAUCGAGCUGCCCUGCUCAGUACACCAUCUACGAGCCGGUCAUUAGACUUAAAGGUCAGGCGAGAGCCCCGCUCUCCCAGAGGCCCUUCAGCUCGAAGGACGUGCAGAGCGUCUCGCUGGAACCCCACCAGCUGAGGAGCCUGCGGCCCGCUCACUGUGAGACUCUCCAGGGCGUCCUGCACGAGAUCGGGGGCACCGGGAUCUUCGUCUUUCUCUUCGCCAGGGUUGUGGAACUCAGUAGCUGUGAAGAAACGCAAGCGUUAGCACUGCGAGUUAUACUCUCGCUAAUUAGGUACAACCAGCAGAGAAUACAGGAGCUAGAGAACUGCCAUGGGCUCUCCAUGAUUCAUCAGGUGCUGAUCAAACCAAAAUGCACUGUUGGCUUUCACAUCCUGAAGACCCUCCUGGAAGGUUGCUGUGGUGAAGAGAUUCUUCAUGUCGAUGAGAACGGAGAGUUCACGUUAGAUGUGGAGUCGAAGGCUCUCAUCCAAGAUGUCAAACUGCUCGAGGAGCUGCUGCUCGACUGGAAGGUCUGGAGGAAAGCAGAGCCAGGUGUGUGGGAGGCGCUGCUGGCGGCCCUGGAAGUGCUCAUCCGGGCAGACCACCCGCAGCAGAUGUUCAAUGUCAAGCAGCUGCUGCGAGCGCGAGCCGUUCAUCACUUCCUGCUGACUUGUCAGGUUCUGCAGGAACACAAAGAGGGGCAGCUUACCUCCAUGCCCCGAGAGGUUUGUAGAUCAUUUGUGAAAAUUAUAGCAGAAGUCCUUGGAUCUCCUCCAGAUUUGGAAUUAUUGACAAUUAUCUUCAAUUUCCUUUUAGCAGUUCACCCUCCUACUAAUACUUACAUUUGUCACAACCCAACAAACUUCUACUUUUCUUUGCACAUAGGUAGGUAUGAUCAUUGUUGUUAGACCUUGGCU